GUGACCUAGAGACAUACAAUGGCUUGGUUGAGUCUUCAACAGGUAAGGAAUUGAAGAGGGAUGAUGGAGAGGUGUGUGCAGAAAGACGAAGAAGACAUUGGCACCAGUGUGUGACUAGCUCUCCCACCACAUCAUCGCACAUCCACCCCCUCUCCUCACCAGCUGCAGCUAGUGAUAGGGCCUCCCUUUAUCAUUCUGAUCCUGCCAGUAUCUACCACAGCUUUUCUCUGACCUGUACUCACAUUACAGCCUGUGUUCCUCUGUGGCCAGGAACACUUUCAUUUUAUUUCAGGCUCACUUUCAUUCACUGUCUCACCAUGAACCCAAGGAAGUGUGCCCACUGGGUGGGCCUCUCCCUAAUAUCUCUCUCCCUAGUGUGCAUCGUGGCCAAUGCCCUCCUAUUGGUGCCUGAUGGGAAGACCUGGAGCAGUGACCAACUCAGCUUGCAAGUCCUGCUCAUGCCUGGCUUCAUCGGCGGGGGAUUGAUGGUUCUGUGUCCGGGAAUCACUGUGGUUCUGGCGGCAGGUGGACAUCCCAAAUGGAUUCUGCGUUCCUUCUCCUUCUCGGCCUUGGGAAUGCUUGGUGCCAUCUACUGCCUCUUCGUCUCAGCAGCUGGACUCCGAAUGGGACCCAAGUGCUCAAAGAAUGCCAAGUGGGCCUACCACUUACAAGAAAGCUCAGGGGCUUACUUGAGCAACCAUGAGUACUGGAACUUGUGUGAAAAGCCACCCAAUGUGGUGCCCUGGAAUGUGACGCUCUUCUCCUUGCUGAUGGUUGCCUCAUGCCUGGAGAUCUUGCUGUGUAGCAUACACCUGGUGAACCCUAUAAUUUUACCCUUUGUCUGAAAGCACAUGAAAGUCAAUACAAAAAGAAAAAGGAAACUGGCAAGACUGAUGUUUUAUUCAGCACCAGAGGGGCAC
Molecule: messenger RNA, 920 nt
Organism: Marmota monax (woodchuck)
Lineage: Eukaryota; Metazoa; Chordata; Mammalia; Rodentia; Sciuridae
Product: transmembrane 4 L6 family member 5-like
Exons: 4
Coding region: 318-845 (175 amino acids)
Cellular component (GO): membrane
Source: RefSeq, a predicted model, not a curated record